Messenger RNA from Dentiscutata erythropus, 724 nucleotides. The record is from the annotation of a GenBank genome assembly. Lineage: Eukaryota; Fungi; Glomeromycota; Glomeromycetes; Diversisporales; Gigasporaceae.
AGAAAGCUUUGCAAUUGGAAAACGGGCUGUUGUGUGCCAAGACACUGAAAUGAAAGGCGAAAUUGAUAUAGGUAAUGUUUAUUGGUAUUUCCUUGUAGUUGAAUCUUUUAUAACUAACUCUUUACAAUAUAAAUUUACAGGCUCAGGAACUGUCUUGCACCCUCAAUGUAAGAUCCUUGCGGAGUCAGGCCAGAUUAUUAUCGGUUCAAACAAUAUCAUAGAAGAAAAUGUGACGAUUAUAAACAAACAACCGACACCUUUAAUUAUUGGUGACGAAAAUGUCUUUGAAGUUGGAUGCUAUGUGGAAGGAUCCAAAAUUGGGAAUAAAAAUAUCAUAGAAGCAAAAGCGAAAAUUUUGGGGACUACAUCAUUAGGUGACAAUUGCGUUAUUGGUGCUGUUUGCUCAACCAAGAAGGAUGAAGUAAUUCCCAAUAAUACUAUUAUAUACGGUUUUGAUUUUCAAAAUUUACCUGCUUUCAUAAAUCCUGGAACAACAACAAAUGAUCUUUCGGGCGAUGAUCGUUACAAACUUUUUAUCAGUUGUUCCAGAAUUUAUGAGAACCAACAAUCAACUCUACAUAGUCGCCACUUGGAUUAUCUUCGUGAGGUGUUACCGAAAUUUAAUCAUGUUCGGAUUGGUGGUGCUAAUACAUCAUCCGAAUCAUCGGCAGCCGGUAAUCACUCGAAAAAAGCCAAAGAAAAAGAAAAAGAAUCGUCUCACUAG